ACUGGAAGAUCGAAUGCUAUUGCUUGAUGAAGCAGCUGUCCUUGUCCAUUACUAGAAUCCAGAUUUUUUACUAGAAUCCACUUCAAAUAGAAAUACGUAGGUACUAUAAGUAGAAAAUCAUGUCGGCGGGUUACCAAAACUGCAUUUUAUCAGCGCGAAAAAAACGGCGAAAAGCUCUUUGCUUGCUUGUUGCAGUGACAACCACCUAUGCCAGUACACUACAGCAGACGACGGAUGGAGGCGCGAAGCACCUGGACCCUAGGGAGAGCUCUCUUCAUUACGGCGUAAGUAGCUUAGAAGUUGCUUGCAUCGUUUUCGUUCAGUGAAUCUUCAGUCACUGAAAUGGAAAGUUUUUUUUCUAAUACCCAGAGGAAGAGGAGGGCGAUGAAGCUCGACUGAGCUCACUCGAUGAGGAGAUGGCUUCGCUGGCGCAAACUAGAGGCGUCGUGGCCAAGGACCUGAAGCGGGUCCGUGACCUGUUGAGGCGAAAGAAAAAGUUAAGGGUGAGAGAGGAUUCAUCAGUGACCGUAGCCGUACUAACGCCUACAACUACUAGAAGCAACAGGAAUAAGCAACAGGAACGGACACCUAGUAGAGCUAGACUUUUGCGAAAAGGAUGAUGUUGACUUCGUAGAGGGUUGUAAAUGUCACGUGGCUGGUGAAGGGGCAUCUUCAUAGUUUGCUCCAAAAACACAGAAACAGAACACAGCAGUAGAGGAGGCAGUAACUACACGCAGUAGCGAAAGCGAACCUGGCUCGCUGCACACCGAAGUAGAGGCAGAAACUCAACAGCAUCGUCAUGUAGACGAGGAGACAUCAAAGCCACGACCUACUACUUCUAGCCAGGUUCGCCCAACAGCGACCGGCGUCGACGAGCAGGAAGAAGCAGCAACAGUUGCUCGCCAACGUGCACGUAUGGAAUUGCAACAAAGAGCAGACGAAGAAGCAGGUAAUCACGGAUCAUAUUGAAAGUGAUCAUUCAUACCAAAUCAUGAAGAACUAUUUUGUAUCUAGGACGAGGAAGGAUAUGGAUGCUCUUGGAUCUUCAUCCGCGUUCUGUAGACGAGAAGAGACACGUUUCCAAAAUUUCAGGGUUGUGAGUCCCUACAUUUUUUUUUACUACAUAACAUGUUACUAGUUCUUGACAAUCGAUGAUAAUCAAAAAGAUGAAUGGUUCUGGUAUUUGGUAACGUGAAUUUGAUCCUAAGGGAAAACAAGAAGAGAACCCUUAGGAUCAAACUCAGGUUACCAAAUACCAGAACCAUACAAAAGACCACCUGCUUUGUCACUCAACUUCAAAACAGCCUCCUCCGCAGACGAUCCUUUCAAAGAGUACAUGCGCGAAGAAGAGGGAGAGGACGAGAUGGAUAGCGAGGAGUACCAAGAAAGCGCACGAGCACUUGCUAAGAGCACUUUAUGAACUAAAAGUUCUCAAACAACAACCUCUUGCCAGGCAUAUCAAUCAAUCAAUCAAUCAAUGGCAUAGUUGAAUAUGUUUAUGGUACAACUGGUUGUGCUGUAGCCUGUAGAUGCUAUUCAAUUGGUAGAUGAGGUUGUGUAAUUAGUAGUUAAGGCUGUAGUACCUAAUACUUCUUUGGGCGCAUCCUAGAAACGUAUGGAGGAGUAUCCUAAGGGAAUGCUUUCCCAUACUUUUCGAGGAUGCACUUGAAAGAUGAAUUACGGACAGCUCUAAUAAAUUAGGUCAUACUACUUGAUAAAAACUUUACAUUUCAUACGCGAAGACACACUUGAUUUUUCCCGGGGAACUACCGAUCGCGAUAGAGAUGCACGAUGAUAAAACACUUGUUCGAAGAAGUUUCAGAAACUUUCAACCUUCUAUCUUCUAAGCCAUGGCUGGGAUCAAGGAAAGAUCGAGGGUCGUGCGAAUGAUGCCGUGAGGUCGCUGACGAAUGCCAUCGGCGGCAAGAAAGUCGUCGCCACAGUGCAAAGAAUGCUAGGUGGAUUACGAUAGAAUGAAAUAGAUGCAGUACAACUACUUUGUGAAGACUUUCUAGAAUGGAUUGACUUUUUUUUUUUCAUUACUCCAAAAUCUCCGAAAUGAAAAGUUCGAAGAUUGUCACGACGGAACUCUAUCAUUAUCAUGUACAGAAAGCACUGAAGAUACUAUCACUCUUGUGAAUGUAGCGACAUUCGAAGAUAACCAUUUUUUUCCACAUCUCCGCAGAAAUCAAUGAAAGCAGAGGACAAGCGAAUGCUAUGUAUACGUAUAGUAGUACUGACUUCUUACUAAUACCUUGGAGUUAUUUGAGUAGAGAACAGAAAAGGAAAAAUCAGCACCAUACGGUCUAAAGUCUGACUAUAAUACCUUUGGAAAGAGUGAUGCUUUUCGUGGUUACUUCUAUCUCUCAUAGUACGGGGCGUGGAUAGUUGUGCAAGAGAGAGA
Amoebophrya sp. A25 is the source of this 2404-nucleotide messenger RNA. NCBI's taxonomy places the organism in Eukaryota, Dinophyceae, Syndiniales, Amoebophryaceae. The record is from the annotation of a GenBank genome assembly.